CUUAAAAUAACUAAGUAUAGCUUUUGCCUUUGUUUUCAGUUAGCAGGGACAGCAAAGUCGAGGUUUUCUGCCAAAGAUUACAGUGAUCAUAUGGCUCUUGUUCGAGCAUAUGAAGGAUGGAAAGAUGCAGAAAGAGAAGGAUCGUCUUAUGAAUACUGCUGGAGAAAUUUUCUCUCUGCCCAAACUCUUCAGGCUAUUCAUUCACUUCGGAAGCAGUUUAGCUUCAUCUUGAAAGAUGCAGAUGCAAGCAUGAUUAACAAAUUGAGUCACAAUCAGUCUCUUGUCCGUGCUGUCAUUUGUUCUGGACUCUUUCCUGGCAUAGCAUCAGUGGUGCACAGGGAGACAUCCAUGUCAUUUAAAACAAUGGAUGAUGGCCAGGUUUUAUUAUAUGCUAAUUCUGUGAAUGCACGUUACCAGACCAUCCCAUACCCAUGGUUGGUUUUUGGUGAGAAAGUUAAGGUCAAUGCUGUUUUCAUCCGUCAUUCCACUGCUGUAUCUGAUUCAAUACUUAUCCUUUUUGGUGGUGCUCUAAGUAAUGGGAUACAUGUGAUUAGUUGUUUGAUUCACAUGCUUCUUCCACUUGACCAUCUCUAUGGAUUUCAAUACAGUAAUAUCAUCCUUUCUUUCUUCUCCCCUCUCAUGGGUUUAGGCUGGGCAUCUAAAAAUGUUAGAUGGAUAUGUUGACUUCUUCAUGGAUCCUAA
Vigna angularis (adzuki bean) is the source of this 702-nucleotide messenger RNA. Its product is annotated as DExH-box ATP-dependent RNA helicase DExH3. Gene Ontology annotation, cellular component: intracellular anatomical structure; nucleus. The record is from RefSeq and is a predicted model, not a curated record. Gene Ontology annotation, molecular function: RNA binding. The coding region runs from base 91 to 684 and encodes 197 amino acids. The transcript is spliced from 3 exons. Lineage: Eukaryota; Viridiplantae; Streptophyta; Magnoliopsida; Fabales; Fabaceae.